Amyelois transitella is the source of this 4912-nucleotide messenger RNA. It is a transcript of the gene PIG-G, whose product is annotated as GPI ethanolamine phosphate transferase 2. NCBI's taxonomy places the organism in Eukaryota, Metazoa, Arthropoda, Insecta, Lepidoptera, Pyralidae. Gene Ontology annotation, cellular component: endoplasmic reticulum membrane. The transcript has 12 exons. The record is from RefSeq and is a predicted model, not a curated record. Gene Ontology annotation, biological process: GPI anchor biosynthetic process. Bases 391 to 3387 code for a protein of 998 amino acids.
GUCACUGAUUGCAGUGCAUUGCAAGGCGGUUCUUGAAAUUAUUUGAAUGAAUUUACAACUCUUAUUUUAAUUUUACCUUCCAAUUUACCAAUAUCUAAAAGUGGAUAGGAUAGGGUAUAUUUCAAACAUUUUGGUGACCGUUUAAAUGCACAGCAAAAGUAUUACCACUCUCAUUCUAGCCUACCUCGCAACUACUUAGCACAGCGAAUUAGUGUUAAACGAACGGAAUUAUUAUCUACUAUAAUUUGAUUGCAAAAUAUGGUUUCGCCUGUCGGGAAAAGGCAAUACACAUUACAAACGCAUCAUUAGUGGAAGCACGACUUAAAUCCUGCGUGAGGCCUACCGGCAUCUUUGUCAGUUGAUUUAAAAAAAUAUAUGUAAUAAGUAAUCAUGCAAUCCUGGCUUCAAAAUAGAUGGACCAGCCUAUGGCUGCUUUUCAUGGGUCUCGGGGGCCUUAUAUUGUACCUGUAUGGAUUUUUCCCGUUAAAAUACCAUUCAGGAAAGUUAGGCCACAUGGAUGAUCUUCCAAAUUUCAUUGAUGGCAUCAGUAUUGAUGGUCAGGAAGUAUACUACUCAGGUGAAAACACAGUCAUACUAAUGGUCAUUGAUGGACUGAGAUAUGACUUUGUGAAUGAGGAGUACAUGCCGUUCACAAGCAAGCUGCUGGAUCAAAAAGAGGCGUGCAUAUAUGUGGCUGUCGCAGAUCCACCUACCGUCACCAUGCCUAGGAUCAAGGCUAUGAUGACGGGCAGUGUGUCGACAUUCGCUGAUGUGGCGCUGAACUUCGGAGCGCCGGCGGUCCGCGGCGACAGUGUGUUGCGGUCCGCCGCCGCGAGAGGGCGCCGCUCCGUGUUGUAUGGAGACGACACGUGGCUGCGCCUGUUCCCGGGGCUGUGGGCAGAAUAUGAUGGCACUACGUCGUUUUACGUUACGGAUUAUACUGAGGUAGACAAUAACGUGACGCGCCAUCUAGACACGAUCCUAGCUCCAGGUGACAACAACAAGUCGACAUUUGACUUCCUAGUCCUUCACUACUUAGGGCUCGACCAUAUCGGUCACUUGGAGGGCGCGCGGAGCCCUAAAAUCAAGCCCAAGUUGCUCGAAAUGGACAGAGUGGUAGAGAAGAUAUUCUAUGCUAUGAAGGAAUGGGAUCAUAAUGGCAUAUUAAUAGUGUGCGGGGACCACGGCAUGCGGGACGCGGGGGGGCACGGCGGCUCCACCCCCGCCGAAGUGUUGGUGCCGCUGGUCGUCGUGCGGAGCGACGAUUUCGAGUGCCCACACCCCUCGGGGCCCGGCCCCACGGUGUCCCAGGUGGACGUGGCGCCCUCUAUCGCGUGGCUGCUGAGCUGCCCGCUGCCGGGCGACAGCUCGGGCCGCAUCCUGCCCGCCCUCAUGCCGGCGGACACGCGGCAGCACCUCUAUCUGCUGCACGUCAUGGCCAGCCACAACACCAAGCAUGCCAACUUCAAGAACAAGGAAUUCUACAAACAGUUCGUACGGGCUGAGAAACAGUUCGCUCAGUUCCUGGUGACUGGGCAAGAGACUGCGGCUAACAUAGCCAAGGAUUUCUACGAGGAGGCCCUGGAUGGCAUGACGGCCUACUUAGCUGAAACCACCGUCGAUUUGGACAUGUUCGCCAUUGGAAUUGCGACCUUUUUGCUAGGUGUGUUAACAGUGACCCUCAUCUGCAUGACCCUCUACUCCUUCCAAGCGGAGCUCAUUCGCAGAACACGUCCGCCUCGCUCGAACGCCGGACACGUACUGGCAUUUCUAGUCGUCCUCUUCAUAAUACUGGCCGCAAUGACCAUAACGUGUUUCAUUGCCGAAACGAAAAGCCAGUUCUGUUCUUUCCACGAUCUAUGGCUACUGGCAUUCAUACUAACUGCGUGCGCGCUGACUACAGCCUAUUUUAUAACAAAAACAGCUAUGGAAAAAAUGAGAGACUUAACAACUUUGAACGAGUUGAACAAGAUAGAUUAUUUACUAAUAUGCGGGACGAUAUUCCACGCUUGGAGUUUCAUGGGAACUAGUUUCAUAGAAGAAGAACACAUGACGUGGUAUUUCUUCUGGAACACGCUAAUGUUCUUAGUGUUGGUAAAGACGUUAGUGCUGUUGGUGAUUUACGUGAUGAAGCUAAUGGCCGACGCUACUGAGGUGCAAGAUAAGCCGGAGUUGCGUCGGAAGAUGAGCGUGGGUGUCGCGACGGUGCCUAAAUGGGUAUUGCUCAUUGCUUUGCAUAGGUACCUACGAACAAUGAACCAGACGGGCGACCGUUGGUUGUUCCUGUCCGACACCGCAGAUUGGCUGAACACGCCGGAGAACGCUAGUUAUCUUCAUGCACACAUCCUUAUAGGCACACUGCUAACGGCAUAUAUAUGUCUCCGGAACAUAGUGAAGCAUACUAACAACACGCUAAACUUACAAGCGAUCUUCACUAUCUUAGCCACGUUCUGCAUUCUGUGCUACCGAGUAACAACUAAGGAUCUGCCUUCCCCUCUCCCGGAAAUUAAAACCUGGGACCAGGUUUUUAUUGUUAACAUAUUCUGGGGAAUAAUCAUAAUACAAAUCAUCUUCGAAAUACUAAGCUACGUCGGAAUAUUUAGGAUGUGUUGCACAGUAAAGGUUGAUAACAAAUUCGGCUAUACAAAACUCAAAGAAAAAACUGAAGAUCCAUUACAAUAUACGGGCGAAUCGUGGAAUUUGGAGGAUGUCAAAUUGAAGUUAGCAAAGGCUUUGUCCCAUUUGAUGCUAAAUAAUAUGAUGUUGAUAGUAAUUCUACUCAUGAGGCCUCAUAAUGUGAUAAUGGUUCCAAGUAUAUAUAUAACGUGCGUGUUGACAACGAAAUGUUUGGAUCAUAAGAUGUUGGACGCGAGAAUGGCGCGGAACACGGAAGUAGUGGAUAUACUGAGUCAGACGCUCGCGCAUCUGUGGAUCGGGAAGGUUUUCUUCUUUUAUCAGGGCAACUCCAACAGCCUGGCCUCCGUGGACCUGGGGUCGGGGUACGUGGGGCUGCGCGAGUACAGCCCGGUGCGCGUGGGCGCCCGCAUGGGGCUGCACGCGUACGCGGGGCCCGCCCUCGCGGGGGCCGUGCUGUUCUGCAGCCUGCCAGUGCGCGCCGAACACUGGAGGAGUUAUUUACAAUCACUAUGGCGAGUGAUAAACAUCUACGCAGCCCACACCAUGUACACAGUGUUCGUCUACUGCCUGAUAACUAUAUUCUUCAGGCAUCAUCUGUAUGUUUGGACAGUAUUCUCCCCAAAACUCCUUUACGAUUUCGUGUAUACCAUUUUGACGAUACAAGCGUUACUGACUAUAGGCUUAAUUGUAGCUUUGACGCAUAUAACUAGUUGGCUAGCGAGAACGCUGACUUAUAGAACGAGGCUGUGAUAUUAGUUUUUAUUAUUAAAUAUGAAAGUAUUUGUUAUAGUAUUAAUUGUUGAAUUGUGAUGAAAAAUUGACAGAUACCUGUGUUUUGUUCAGGUUUAAUAGAUAUGUGACAGAGACGCAAAAUAUAAUGCCUUAAGUAGUAAGUUUUGAGAUAGAGAAUGUAGUUUUAUUUAUUGCGAAUUGAUGAUUGUAUUUACAAAAAAUAAUUCAAAAUUCUAUUUGAGAACAAAAAGCGAUAUUCGUAUCAAAUAGUUACCAAAAAUGUGAUGUAUGUCACGGGAUUACAAGAACCGCAAAUUUAUAAACUUCCUAGGAAAUUUUAUAAACUUUCGUAGGAUUUCACUAUUUGCAUCUCAAUUCCAUCAUAAGGCUGAACGUGGCCUUUCAGUCUUUUCAAGACUAUUGGCUCUGUCUUCCCCGCAAGGGAUAUAGCCGUGAGUAUAUGUAUGCAUUCGAAGGAUUCUAAACGAAAAAUAAAUUGUAUUAUUUUACGUCCACAUUUAAACUUACGUAUUCACGCGUAAAAUAAUAAUAAACAUUUAACCAAACGACAUGUGCGCUCUGAUUGGUUGAAUAAGUCACGUGUUCCUUCUCUUACCUCUUCCUCCGCCAUUGUUCCAUUGCUCUUGUGUUUUUGUUAAGUUUUAAAGUAAUUUUAUAACUACCUACUAUAUUUAAAGAAAAAAGUCGUUAUUGUAUCCGAAAUCUCUGUACACAAGCACUGCUACUAUCAACAGACCAAGCAGAGAGCUGUGUUAAUAGCUGCAUUUAAUGAAGCAUAAAAGUAAAAGCUCAUCUGUAAUUGGUCGAACCGUUUAGAAUCUUACGAGUGGAUAUAUCCGUAGUUUAUAAAUUUACCAAGAGUGGUCGUAAAUGGAUAAAUUUUCGAUAAUGUGGACGUAAGAUAAUAUAAUUCAUCUCUCGUUUACAAUCUUACGGGAGUUUACAAAUAUCCUGGGAAGUUUAUAAAUUUGCGGUUGUUAUUAUUUUCCGGUGACAUAUAUAACCUUGUAAAUACAUACAUUUAGAAAUUAAGAAUCAGAGAUUCUUAAAUAAGUUUUUUAGUAAAUUUGACUUUCGGCAUUAUUAGGAAAUAAUAUAAAUAUACUUAUGUAUACUAUUAUAAAAAAAUGUUUUGUGAUAGUUCUUAUUUCCUACCGAAUAUAUUUUGCAAUUGAGUUCAUUGAAAUAUAUUGAAUAUGAAUUUAUAAUAUAUUUUUAAUUUAGUUAUUAUUAUCGUCUGUGAUAAUAUUUAACCGAUUUUUUUAUUCUAAUUCAUAGUUCUAAUAGUUGAAAUUGUACACAAACAAAAGUGGAGACAUGCGUGCUAUUUAGUCUAGUUUCAAUCUUAGCGAUUUCAUCACAUUUCCUCUAGUCUUACUAGUCUGGCAUACGGACGAAAUCACACGUGUUUCACCACAUUUGUAACGAAAAAUCAUUGUAUUUUUUUUAUCCACUUAAGUAUUAUUCCUAUUAGUAUUAUGAUUUUAGCUGUGAGGCUGUUUUAUAUGAAAAGAAAAUAAUA